AGUGUCUGGAGGCUCGGGUUGCAGGCUCUGGGGCGAUAUCGCCUGUCAGUCGGUGGGUCGGUCUUCCCGCCGGCCUUCCCCCUCCCGGUUCUCCGCGGGAGGCGCGGUGGAGUCCGCCCCCGGGAUCCCCCGAUGGGGGAGAAGCGGCGACGGCGGCAGCGGAAUAACCGAGCCGGAGCGUGAGCGGCCCCGGGGCCCCGUUCCCGGCGGAGGCCAUGGGCGACCCAGCCCCCGCCCGCAGCCUGGACGACAUCGACCUGUCCGCCCUGCGGGACCCUGCUGGAAUCUUUGAGCUGGUGGAGGUGGUCGGCAAUGGAACCUACGGGCAGGUAUACAAGGGGCGGCAUGUCAAGACCGGGCAGCUGGCUGCCAUCAAGGUCAUGGAUGUCACGGAGGAUGAGGAGGAAGAAAUCAAACAGGAGAUCAACAUGUUGAAAAAAUACUCUCACCACCGCAACAUCGCCACCUACUACGGGGCCUUCAUCAAGAAGAGCCCCCCUGGGAACGACGACCAGCUCUGGCUGGUGAUGGAGUUCUGCGGCGCCGGCUCUGUGACAGACCUGGUGAAGAACACCAAAGGGAACGCCCUGAAGGAGGACUGCAUCGCCUACAUCUGCAGGGAGAUCCUCCGGGGUCUGGCCCAUCUCCACGCCCACAAGGUGAUCCACCGAGACAUCAAGGGGCAGAACGUGCUGCUGACAGAGAACGCCGAGGUCAAGCUAGUGGAUUUCGGGGUGAGCGCGCAGCUGGACCGCACCGUGGGCAGGCGGAACACUUUCAUCGGGACCCCCUACUGGAUGGCCCCCGAGGUCAUCGCUUGCGAUGAGAACCCUGAUGCCACCUACGAUUACAGGAGUGACAUUUGGUCUUUAGGAAUCACAGCCAUCGAGAUGGCAGAGGGAGCCCCCCCUCUGUGUGACAUGCACCCCAUGCGAGCCCUCUUCCUCAUCCCCCGGAACCCGCCACCCAGGCUCAAGUCCAAGAAAUGGUCUAAGAAGUUCAUCGACUUCAUUGACACGUGUCUCAUCAAGACUUACCUGAGCCGCCCACCCACGGAGCAGCUGCUCAAGUUCCCGUUCAUCCGCGACCAGCCCACCGAGCGGCAGGUCCGCAUCCAGCUCAAGGACCACAUUGACCGAUCUCGGAAGAAACGAGGCGAGAAAGAGGAGACAGAAUAUGAGUACAGUGGCAGCGAAGAGGAAGACGACAGCCAUGGAGAGGAAGGAGAGCCAAGCUCCAUCAUGAAUGUGCCCGGGGAGUCGACCCUCCGCCGGGAAUUCCUCCGGCUCCAGCAGGAGAACAAGAGCAACUCGGAGGCUUUAAAGCAGCAGCAGCAGCAGCAGCUGCAGCAGCAGCAACAGCGAGACCCAGAGGCGCACAUCAAGCACCUGCUGCACCAGCGGCAGCGGCGCAUCGAGGAGCAGAAGGAAGAGCGGCGGCGGGUUGAGGAGCAACAGCGGCGGGAGCGGGAGCAGCGGAAGCUGCAGGAGAAGGAGCAGCGGCGGCGGCUGGAGGACAUGCAGGCCCUGCGGCGUGAGGAGGAGAGGCGGCAGGCCGGGCGGGAGCAGGAGUAUAUCCGUCACAGGCUAGAGGAGGAGCAGCGACAGCUCGAGAUCCUUCAGCAACAGCUGCUCCAGGAACAGGCCCUACUGCUGGAAUACAAGAGGCAGCAGCUGGAGGAGCAGCGGCAGUCGGAGCGCCUGCAGAGGCAGCUGCAGCAGGAGCACGCCUACCUCAAGUCCCUGCAGCAGCAGCAGGCCGUGCCCGCGGACAGGAAGCCCCUGUACCAUUACGGUCGGGGCGCUAACCCUGCCGACAGGCCGGCCUGGGCCCGAGAGGUAGAAGAGAGAACGAGGAUGAACAAGCAGCAGAACUCUCCCUUGGCCAAGACCAAGCCAGGCAGCACAGGGCCUGAGCCCCCCGUCCCCCAGGCCUCCCCUGGGCCCCCAGGACCCCUUUCCCAAACUCCUCCUAUGCAGAGGCCGGUGGAGCCCCAGGAGGGACCACACAAGAGCCUGGUGGCACACCGGGUCCCACUGAAGCCAUAUGCAGCGCCUGUACCCCGAUCCCAGUCCCUGCAGGACCAGCCCACCCGAAACCUGGCUGCCUUCCCAGCCUCACACGACCCCGACCCCACCGUGCCCGCGCCCACUGCCACGCCUAGUGCCCGAGGAGCCGUCAUCCGCCAGAACUCAGACCCCACUUCCGAAGGGCCUGGCCCCAGCCCGAACCCCCCAGCCUGGGUCCGGCCUGAUAAUGAGGCCCCUCCCAAGGUGCCUCAGAGGACUUCGUCUAUCGCCACUGCCCUUAACACCAGUGGGGCUGGAGGGCCCCGGCCAGCCCAGGCUGUCCGUGCCAGACCUCGCAGCAACUCCGCCUGGCAAAUCUACCUGCAAAGGCGGGCAGAGCGGGGCAGCCCCAAGCCUCCAGGGCCCCCCGCUCAGCCCCCUGGCCCGCCCAGCGCUUGUAGUAACCCUGACCUCAGGAGGAGCGACCCUGGCUGGGAGCGCUCAGACGGCGUCCUCCCCGCCUCUCACGGGCACCUCCCCCAGGCUGGCUCACUGGAGCGGAACCGGCUGGGAGCCUCCAAACUGGACAGCUCCCCCGUGCUCUCCCCCGGGAACAAAGCCAAGCCCGAUGACCACCGCUCGCGGCCAGGCCGGCCCGCAGAUUUUGUGUUGCUGAAAGAGCGGACCCUGGACGAGGCCCCCCGGCCUCCCAAGAAGGCCAUGGACUACUCGUCAUCCAGCGAGGAGGUGGAGAGCAGCGAGGACGACGAGGAGGAGAGCAACGGGGAACCGUCAGAGGGGAGCAGGGAUACCCCUGGGGGCCGCAGCGAUGGAGACACAGACAGCGUCAGCACCAUGGUGGUCCAUGACGUGGAGGAGAUAGCCGGAACCCAGACCCCCUAUGGGGGUGGCACCAUGGUGGUCCAGCGUACCCCCGAAGAGGAGCGAAGCCUGCUGCACGCUGACAGCAACGGCUACACGAACCUGCCGGAUGUGGUCCAGCCCAGCCACUCGCCCACCGAGAGCAGCAAAGGUCAAAGCCCCACCUUGAAGGAUGGAGGCAGUGAUUACCAGUCUCGUGGGCUGGUAAAGGCCCCUGGCAAGAGCUCGUUCACCAUGUUUGUGGACCUGGGGAUCUACCAGCCUGGAGGCAGUGGGGACACCAUCCCCAUCACAGCCCUGGUGGGUGGAGAGGGCGGUCGGCUCGAUCAGCUGCAGUAUGACGUGAGGAAAGGCUCUGUGGUCAACGUGAACCCCACCAACACCCGGGCCCACAGCGAAACCCCCGAGAUUCGGAAGUACAAGAAGCGGUUCAAUUCCGAGAUCCUCUGUGCGGCCCUUUGGGGGGUCAACCUGCUGGUGGGCACGGAGAACGGGCUGAUGCUGCUGGACCGAAGUGGGCAGGGCAAGGUGUAUGGACUCAUCGGGCGGCGACGCUUCCAGCAAAUGGAUGUGCUGGAGGGACUCAACUUGCUCAUCACCAUCUCAGGGAAAAGAAACAAAUUGCGGGUAUAUUAUUUGUCCUGGCUCCGGAACAAGAUCCUGCACAAUGACCCAGAAGUGGAGAAGAAGCAGGGCUGGACCACCGUGGGGGACAUGGAGGGCUGCGGGCACUACCGCGUUGUGAAAUAUGAACGCAUCAAAUUCCUGGUCAUCGCCCUGAAGAACUCUGUGGAGGUGUAUGCUUGGGCCCCCAAACCUUACCACAAAUUCAUGGCUUUCAAGUCGUUUGCUGACCUCCCACACCGCCCUCUGCUGGUGGACCUGACGGUAGAGGAGGGACAGAGGCUCAAGGUCAUCUAUGGCUCCAGUGCUGGCUUCCACGCUGUGGAUGUCGACUCGGGGAACAGCUACGACAUCUACAUCCCUGUGCACGUAAGCUUGGCAGGGCUGCGGGCAGACUGGGGCCACCAGUCUGUGCCCCAGACUUGGGGCCUCCAGCCCACCUUCUCCUCCCAGAUCCAGAGCCAGAUCACGCCCCACGCCAUCAUCUUCCUCCCCAACACGGACGGCAUGGAGAUGCUGCUGUGCUACGAGGAUGAGGGCGUCUAUGUCAACACGUACGGGCGGAUCAUUAAGGAUGUGGUGCUGCAGUGGGGAGAGAUGCCCACCUCAGUGGCCUAUAUCUGCUCCAACCAGAUCAUGGGCUGGGGUGAGAAAGCCAUCGAGAUCCGCUCUGUGGAGACGGGCCACCUAGACGGGGUCUUCAUGCACAAACGAGCCCAGAGGCUCAAGUUCCUGUGUGAGCGGAACGACAAGGUGUUUUUUGCCUCAGUCCGCUCCGGGGGCAGCAGCCAAGUUUACUUCAUGACCCUGAACCGUAACUGCAUCAUGAACUGGUGACGGGGCCCUGGACGGGGCUGUCCCACGUGGACCAGCUCUCCCCCCCCCCCACACCCAGACUUCCCAGGCCGCCCUUCUUUUCCCUCCCUGGGCUUUGCUUUUACUGGUUUGAUUCACUGGAGCCUGCUGGGAACGUGACCUCUGACCCCUGAUGCUUUUGUGAUCACGUGACCAUCCUCUUCCCCAACAUGUUCUCUCCCCAAAACUGUGCCCGUCCCAACUUCUGGGGAGAGGCACAGCUUCCCCUUACCAGGAAUUGAGUGGGCCUAGCCCCACCCCCCCCUUCUCCACUUAAGAGGAGAAUGCUUGGGGCUUGGACCCCAUACCCCACUGCUGCUGACUCGGCAGGGCCCUGGGCCCCUUUAUUUGCACGUCAGGGGAGCCGGCUCCCCCCUUGAAUGUACCAGACCCUGGGGGGGGUCACUGGGCCCUAGGUUUUAGGGGGGUCUCCAGCCACUCCAGGGGCAGGGACCAUUUCCUCAUUUUCUGAAAGCACUUUAAUGAUUCCCCUCCCCCCAAACCCCAGGGAAUGGAGGGGGGACCCCGCCAGCCAAAACAUUUACCCCUUUCCAACCCCCGUCUCUUCUAGCCUCUGCCCUUCCCUGGUGGAGGGAGGGAGCAGGGAGCUCUCGCCCUCCAUACCCCCUUGCUUGCAUCUGUAUAUAGUGUGAGCAGCAAGUAGCCCUGGCCCCUCCCUGCCCCCACCACUCCUUAAUGUAGUGGCCUUGGAGAUCUCCGUUUGUUAAUAAAGACAAUUCAACCAGC
Messenger RNA from Kogia breviceps (pygmy sperm whale), 5117 nucleotides. The record is from RefSeq and is a predicted model, not a curated record. NCBI's taxonomy places the organism in Eukaryota, Metazoa, Chordata, Mammalia, Artiodactyla, Physeteridae.